Messenger RNA from Etheostoma spectabile (orangethroat darter), 829 nucleotides. Its product is annotated as C-type lectin BpLec. The record is from RefSeq and is a predicted model, not a curated record. Bases 195 to 740 code for a protein of 181 amino acids. The transcript is spliced from 6 exons. NCBI's taxonomy places the organism in Eukaryota, Metazoa, Chordata, Actinopteri, Perciformes, Percidae.
GUUUUUUAUGUUUUUGACACUUGGUUUUGUGUUUGAUCAGUUAAAUCCCAUGUAUUCAGGGCAUCAGCGGUGGAUAUUUAACUGAGGCAGAGAUCAGACUGACAUCCAGACGGACGAGGAACAAGGAACGAGACUACUCCACUACUUCACCUGAGAUUAUAUUCCAGCUGCAGAGUGCUGUGAGAGCCUGAACCAUGCGUCCUGUUGUGGUUACUGCCAUCCUUCUUCUGGUGGUGCUGAUGUCCAUGUCGGACUCUGCAGCCGGGGGUCCUGCAGAAAUGUGUAAGACCGAAUAUCCGUUCACACCGUGUAGGAAGAACGUCGGUGAAGGCUGGGCCCAGUACGCAAAAAACCUCUGCGUGAAGGCGUUCUUUAAUACUCCGCAUUUGAGUCAUUCUGAUGCAGAGAUGGCCUGUAGAAAGUUCCCAAAGGGCCAUCUGGUAUCGAUCGACAAUGUAGAGGAAAAUAAUCAAGUCCAAUGUGCCAUGUACAGAGCCACCACCGGAAAAGCUCACUACUGGAUUGGAGCCUUCAAAAAGCUGGAUGGAAGAACUAAAAAGUGGGGUUGGACGGAUGACAAUUUUAUUCGUUAUGCCAACUGGGCUCGUGGCCAGCCUGACAACUAUUGGUUCAGAGAGGACUGCGUUGAGAUGAACUAUUGGGACUGGGGACUCUGGAACGAUGCAUACUGUUAUGAGAAGAAGCCCUACGUGUGUGAAGUUAUUAUCAAAGAUGACUAGGAUAUCAGCAGUUGGCUCAGUCAGGUUCAAUGGUAACCACUGCAAGCUUUUACAUUUACUGCAAUAAAUAUUCAGCAUCAGAAAACAUA